Messenger RNA from Batrachochytrium dendrobatidis JAM81, 630 nucleotides. RefSeq lists its product as uncharacterized. The record is from RefSeq and is a predicted model, not a curated record. The transcript has 2 exons. The coding region runs from base 1 to 630 and encodes 209 amino acids. Lineage: Eukaryota; Fungi; Chytridiomycota; Chytridiomycetes; Rhizophydiales.
AUGUCAUUGGGUGAUGAACAGCCAUUGGUUCGUCAAUCAAGACAAACUGGUCAGUCUGCUCAACAACAGUCGCUACAACCAAAACCUCAUUCGCCUAUUGUGCAACAGAAUUCAAGUUUGUAUCAGUUCGAGUCGGGAAUCCUUGAAAAUCUGUUGCAUGAUGUUGAUACUAUGAAUGAUACUGUCAGAGUUGGACGCCAUGCAAAACAAUCGUUUAUGUCGAGUCAAGCCUGCGACUCGGAUUCCUUGUGUGAUGAUGACAGCCAAACCGAUACUGACAGUGAAUACUCCGAGUCCAUACACAGCAAUGACUCGGAUAUAUCCGUUGAUGGAUACAUUGAUUCUGUAAAUGAUCGCACUGCAACAGUGUUUGAUAUUGAUCAAGAGUCGAGAAAGUCAUGCGAUAGUCAAUCCGAAACCAGCAGUGAUGAAAUUGAUACUAUUGAAUCCAUGAAUACGCAUGCAAACAGUCAAUUGAUGCUAGAUCGUCAUGCAGAAUUCCGAUUUCAGCAGAUUCUGAAUGGUGAUUUCACACAACCAUCCAGAUCUGUAUCUGUCGAGCAAGCCUCCAAAAUAUCCAAAUCAGCACUCAAAACACAACGCAAAAACGAUCGUCGCAAAGCCAAAUAA